AUGGAUAUGACAUCGGCAGCGGAAGCGCGCAGCUGGUACGACAACCAGCGGCUCGGUGGCUCGCCGGGCACGUCCGCAGCCCUCGGCCACCAGACGGCGGCGGUCGACCCGUCGGAAAUGAAUCCAUUCUAUCCGCUCGAAAAUGGCUCCCACCGACGCUACUACCCGACCAGCUAUGGCCCGCACGCAUCCCGCAUGAGCACGUCGCACGUUUCGCCGCAAGUGUGUCGGCCACACUUCCACGGGCCCCUGUCGUGGCUCAGUGACCCACCGAAGCCGAUCGCCUCGGGCAGCGCCUGGGGCAGCCCGUUCGCCUGCCCGCAGGACCCGCAGGACAAGCUGGCGCAGGUGCAGGGCGCCCAGACCGGGCAGCACCUGUUCUCGUUCCCGCCGACCCCGCCCAAGGACUCGACGCCCGACUCGGUGCAGACGGCGCCGGCCGAGUACCAGGCGACGAUCAACGCGUUCAUGCACCAGGCCCAGGUGGUCAGCUCGAACCAGGGAGUCGGUGGGGGCGGCGGCGGUGGAGGAGGCAGCGGGGGCGGCGGACAGACGGACGGCUGCGGGCUGGACGUGAAACCGUGCCUCACCGGGGGCAACGGAUCGAGUGGCGGGGGCGCCGGAACCGGAGGCCAAAACCAACCAAAGCAGCGAGAAGGUACGAGCGGCGGAAGUGGGGCGCCGACCGGCACGCCCGGUCACGGUGGCCCCGGAGGACCCGGCGGCAGUGGCGUCCCCGGCGGAGGGCCACACGGGAGUGUGCACGGCGUCGGGCCGAACACUUCCGGUGGCGGGCUGUUCGACGGUGCGGGGCAAUCGGCGGCGUACGUCACGGGGGGCUACGACACGAGCGGGUACGGCUACCACCACAACGGUGCGUCCUUCGGCCAGCCCAACCCCCGACCCGCCAUGAACAGCCCGCACAUGAAGCCGCAAAGGACGAAAGCGCGAACCAGUGCCGAGGGUCGAGAAUGUGUCAACUGCGGUGCAACGUCGACGCCCCUGUGGCGACGGGACGGUACCGGUCACUAUCUGUGCAACGCCUGCGGACUCUACUACAAAAUGAACGGCCAGAAUCGUCCACUGAUCAAACCGAAACGAAGACUGGUUAGCUCGCUUCAAAGUGCCGCCCGACGCGCGGGAACAUCGUGCGCCAACUGCAAAACGACCACCACCACGCUGUGGCGAAGGAACCAGGGCGGUGAACCCGUUUGCAACGCUUGCGGGCUCUACUACAAGCUGCACAACGUUAACCGGCCGCUAACGAUGAAGAAGGAGGGCAUCCAAACGAGAAACCGCAAACUGUCGUCAAAGUCGAAGAAGAAGAAAGGCAUCCCCGGCUCGUGUCUUCCGCUCGGCAGCCAUCUCGGUGAUCUGAUGAAGCCGCUCGACCACAAACCCUCGUUCCCGGGCGGUUUUCCCGGCUCCAUGGGACAACACGGUCACCUGUCGGGGGGACUACAUCCGGCGCACACGCACAUGCACGGUGGCUGGUACACGACCGGCAUGGGGGCGCUCGGAACUUCCGGCGGGCUGCAGAACGGCUUCGGAGGCGCCGGGUCGCUCGGCGGCGGCGUAGUGCCCCACUCGCAAUCCUACCAUCUAGGACUCAACUCGAUGAGCUGGCGCUCGGAGUACACGUGA
Anopheles cruzii is the source of this 1644-nucleotide messenger RNA. RefSeq names its product endothelial transcription factor GATA-2 (gene grn). Gene Ontology annotation, biological process: negative regulation of transcription by RNA polymerase II; positive regulation of transcription by RNA polymerase II; cell fate commitment. The coding region runs from base 1 to 1644 and encodes 547 amino acids. Gene Ontology annotation, molecular function: DNA-binding transcription factor activity, RNA polymerase II-specific; zinc ion binding; RNA polymerase II cis-regulatory region sequence-specific DNA binding. Lineage: Eukaryota; Metazoa; Arthropoda; Insecta; Diptera; Culicidae. The transcript has 7 exons. The record is from RefSeq and is a predicted model, not a curated record.